This is a messenger RNA of Striga asiatica, 1101 nucleotides long. The record is from the annotation of a GenBank genome assembly. Lineage: Eukaryota; Viridiplantae; Streptophyta; Magnoliopsida; Lamiales; Orobanchaceae.
AUGAAGAAGAAAUUGGCGCCACUUGGUCGCGACAUUCGUGCAUCGGCAAUGGGAAAAAACAGUGAAAAAUUUUCCCUUUUCUUCAACUAUGGUGGUACAUUUAUCAAGAUUGGAGAUUCAACUGAAUACUAUGGUGGAAAUUUCAAGUCUGUGUAUGGCUUAGACACUGAUAGGUUUGGAUACUUUGAUUUGGUAGAAGAAGUAGAGAAGCUGGGGGUUAAGGAGUUUGAUAAAAUAAUGUAUCAAGAUCCAGGGAAGCUGGGAUAUGCUGGUAUGAAAGAGAGAGUGGAUGACAGUGGUGUUAUGGAGAUGAUCAACACUGGCCAUAAGCUUAGAUCUGUAAUACAGGUUUAUGUUGCUGCUAGUUACCCUAAUAAGGAAGAUGGAGAUAGUGUUAAAGUAGUUCAUAAUGCAUCUGAAGGGAGUAACUCUGCAAACAGAGUGGCAGAUGGUGAUGGUGAUGUGAAUGUUAGAGAUAAUGCAACUGGAGAUGAACACCUAGAUUCUGAUGCAAAUAUAGAUUAUGAUGAUGAUGCAAAUGAUAGAGAUAAAGCAGUUGGAGGUGGAGUGCUACCAGACGUGGCUAUGUGGUCUGAUGAGGAUAGUGAUGAUGAAGAUUAUUUCUCAGUGGGUGUUAGCUCAUCAGAUGAUGAUCUGACUGAUGAGGAACAUGCUUCUGAUGAUGAUGAAUACCUUGAGGCCAGACAAAAUUUGAGGAAAUGUAAAAACAAGAUGGUUGAAGAAGAUGGUGGAGCAAACAAUACAUUCUCAGAUUGUCUGCCUCAAAUGGACUUGGAUGGGUGUGAAAAUCCAAGAGGGAGGCCAAAGAAAAACCCAGGACAACAAUCAACCCAAGAGGAAGUUGUUGAAGCUGGGAGUCAGAAUGUUGCUGCAGCUACUCAGACUUGUCUUCUGAAAGAAGGGUGCAUCUCAUUCCUAGAAAGGAUGCAAGUGGGUCAAGAAGCAAAGCAAGUGGAUCAGGAAGCCAAGAACGACAUUUUCAGAGGUAUGGGGACGAGCAACUCAAGUAGGUUUGCAUUUGGGAAGGAGAAGCUCGGCAAUUGGGAGAGGAGCUCGAAAUUGAGGCGAUACGAAGUUUAA